AUGCCCGGCGUCUCAUCAGAUUAUGGCAGAGGUGUUUUAGUUCCGAUUUGUACAGAUUCCCAGGGUUCGACGGUGUAUCCCCUCCGCCAUUGCCUCAAGUCUCCAAUCUCUAGGCUCUUUGUCUCAUGGUCACGCGACCACUACCUUCGGGUCUCGGUUUUCGCCGCUCCUUCCUCUGUUGAAAACGAUGUAGGAGGAAAAAUAGUGGAAGUAAAGCUCGGCGGCAGAGAUGGCAAAGUCAGUGAUGCUCAUUGGUGGAGGGUCGCCUACGGUUCGGUCUCUCCUUUUGCUCUACUCCAAAGCAGAAAAAACGUCGUCUCCAGCUUGUCAAAAAUAUCAAUGAAUUCCUCACCUUACGAUGUUUACUGGUGGGAUUACAUAAUGGAGUACAAAAAAGACAUAAAUGCCUUUCUUGGUGGUCAGAAAUUGGAUUCAGUUCCGGUUAUCGACUACCCGAAGUCAGUCAUAUUGGAGCCAACUAGUUUAAAGGCUGCGUGGGAGCUAUUGGAAAUGUUUUAUGCUGAAAAGUCAUCUCAUUCAUGGUUACCUGAACGCCUUGUUGAUCGGUUAGACUACAACAACCUUUUCUCAGGAACAUACCCAACAGUGCAUGCAAAGCUUGUUGAUUUUCAAAAAGAACUUGUAAACUUGCAGGUUGUGGAGAAUAAUCCCAAAUACUGGGAAGUUUUGUCAUCAGCAUUUGCUGUGGGUUGGCUAGAUAUCGUGGUUAAAAUGUUGCGCUUGCAUGGAUCUUAUCAAUUAGAUCAACUCAGCAAUUGCGAGGUGUUCUGGUUUCAGUGUGCUCACCAACAAACUCAUGAGGGUUUGAGAAGUAUGUUACAAAUAAUGUUGGGUAAUGUUAAUAGUCUAUGCUCUGCAACAUGCCAUUGGAUAGAAUUGUAUAUUUCUCACUUGUUAUACAUCAGGCCAUUCACAGUGGGGUUAGAAAGCAUGUACAGUUUGGCACAGAAAAGCAUUCAAUUGAAACCAAUGGCCUAUGCACAUAAGUUGAUGGGGCUUAUAAUUGAAAUUCUUGGGGAAAAUACUGAGGUUGUUUUAGCGGAAUGCUUAAAAGGAUUUGGUCCUUGGAUGGUUGCGCAUAUCAUAGAGUUGUUGCCUGCUGGGACUGACCAUGCAGAAAUGUGUUGUUAA
Molecule: messenger RNA, 1152 nt
Organism: Hibiscus syriacus
Lineage: Eukaryota; Viridiplantae; Streptophyta; Magnoliopsida; Malvales; Malvaceae
Product: nuclear pore complex protein NUP85-like
Exons: 10
Coding region: 1-1152 (383 amino acids)
Biological process (GO): mRNA export from nucleus; positive regulation of DNA-templated transcription; protein import into nucleus
Cellular component (GO): nuclear pore outer ring
Molecular function (GO): structural constituent of nuclear pore
Source: RefSeq, a predicted model, not a curated record